Messenger RNA from Miniopterus natalensis, 3305 nucleotides. Lineage: Eukaryota; Metazoa; Chordata; Mammalia; Chiroptera; Miniopteridae. The record is from RefSeq and is a predicted model, not a curated record.
UUUUGUUUUCAAGAUUUGAGCAUCUUUUGAAUCUAGCCUCCAAGUAUUCAGGAAUAGGUUGUGAGCCUAGCAGGGCAAAUCUUGUCCUACCGUGUUUUCCUCUGCACAAGACUUUGAAGCUGUCAGAGAGAUUUUGUGUGGUCAUUCCUCCAAGUUUCUUUCUCAGAAGCUUUCCUCAGGUGGGCAGCUAGCUGCAGUGACUACCGCAUCACAGCCUGUUGAACUCUUCUCAGCAAGAGAAGGGGAAACGGCAUAGAGGAAUUAGGUGGAAGAUUCAGCCAAGCUCAAGGAUGGAGGUGCAGUUAGGGCUGGGGAGACUCUACCCACGGCCCCCGUCCAAAACCUAUCGAGGAGCUUUCCAGAACCUGUUCCAGAGCGUGCGCGAAGUGAUCCAGACCCCGGGUCCCCGGCACCCUGAGGCCCCGAGCGCAGCACCUCCCGGUGCCCAGUUGCAGCAGCAGCAGCAGCAGCAGCAACAGCGGCAGCAGCAGCAGCAGCAGCAGCAGCAGCAGCAGGAGACCAGUCCCCAGCAACAGCAGCAGGGCGAGGAUGGAUCUCCCCAAGCCCAGAGCAGAGGCCCCACAGGCUACCUGGCCCUGGAGGAGGAACAGCAGCCUUUACAACAACAGUCAGCCCCUGAGGGUCACCCGGAGAGUGGCUGCAUCCCGGAGCACCGAGUCCCCUCGGCUACAGGCAAGGGGCUGCAGCAGCAGCCUCCAGCACCUCCAGACGAGGAUGACUCAGCUGCCCCAUCCACGUUGUCGCUGCUGGGCCCCACUUUCCCAGGCUUAAGCAGCUGCUCCGCCGAUCUUAAAGACAUCCUGAGUGAGGCCGGUACCAUGCAACUCCUUCAGCAGCAGCAGCAACAGCAGCAGCAGCAGGAGGUGGUAUCUGAAGGCAGCAGCAGCGGAAGAGCGAGGGAAGCCCCUGGGGCUCCAAACUCUUCCAAGGACAGUUACCUAGGGGGCAGUUCUACCAUCUCGGACAGUGCUAAGGAGUUGUGUAAGGCAGUGUCGGUGUCCAUGGGCUUGGGUGUGGAGGCAUUGGAGCAUCUGAGUCCUGGAGAACAGCUUCGAGGGGAUUGCAUGUAUGCUCCGCUCCUGGGAGGUCCACCCUCUGUGCGUCCUACUCCUUGCGCGCAGCUGGCAGAAUGCAAAGGUUCUCUGCUGGAUGACUGCCCCGGCAAGGGCACUGAAGAGACUUCUGAGUAUUCCCCAUUCAAGGCAGGUUACCCCAAAGGGCUGGAAGGUGAAAACCUGGGCUGCUCUGGCAGCGGUGAUACGGUAGUCUCUGGAGCACUUGAGCUGCCAUCCACCCUGUCUCUCUACAAGUCUGGAGCACUGGAAGAGGCAGCGGCUUAUCAGAGUCGCGACUACUACAACUUUCCACUAGCCCUGGCCGGACCGCCCCCACCUCCGCCGCCUCCCCAUCCUCAAGCCCGCAUCAAGCUGGAGAACUCGCUGGACUAUGGCAGCUCCUGGGCAGCCGCGGCAGCGGCUCAGUGUCGCUACGGGGAUCUGGCAAGCCUGCACGGCGGGGGUGCAGCGGGAUCCAGCUCAGGCUCACCCUCAGCCGCUACCUCCUCUUCCUGGCACACUCUCUUCACAGCCGAAGAAAGCCAGCUGUAUGGGCCCUGCGGCGGUGGUGGUGGUGGUGGCAGCACAGGCGAGGCAGGGACUGUAGCCCCCUUUGGCUACACUCGGCCACCUCAGGGUCUGGCUGGCCAAGAAGGCGAAUUCCCCCCAUCUGAUGUGUGGUAUCCCGGCGGCGUGGUGAGCAGAGUUCCCUAUUCAAGUCCCAGUUGUGUCAAAAGCGAGAUGAGUCCCUGGAUGGAGGGCUACUCUGGAUCUUAUGGGGACAUGCGUUUGGAGACUGCCAGGGAACAUGUUCUGCCUAUUGACUAUUACUUUCCACCCCAGAAGACCUGCCUGAUCUGUGGGGAUGAAGCUUCUGGCUGUCAUUAUGGAGCUCUCACCUGUGGAAGCUGCAAAGUCUUCUUUAAAAGAGCUGCUGAAGGAAAACAGAAGUACCUGUGUGCCAGCAGAAAUGACUGCACCAUUGAUAAAUUCCGAAGGAAAAAUUGUCCAUCUUGUCGCCUCCGGAAAUGCUAUGAAGCAGGAAUGACUCUGGGAGCUCGGAAGCUGAAGAAACUGGGUAAUCUGAAACUGCAGGAGGAAGGGGAGGCUUCCAGCACCACCAGCCCCACUGAGGAGCCAACCCAGAAGCUGGCGGUGUCACACAUUGAAGGCUAUGAGUGUCAGCCUAUCUUUCUGAAUGUCCUGGAAGCUAUUGAGCCAGGCGUGGUGUGUGCUGGACAUGACAACAAUCAGCCUGACUCCUUCGCAGCUUUGCUCUCUAGCCUCAAUGAACUGGGUGAAAGACAGCUUGUACAUGUGGUCAAGUGGGCCAAGGCCUUGCCUGGCUUCCGCAACUUGCAUGUGGACGACCAGAUGGCGGUAAUUCAGUACUCCUGGAUGGGGCUUAUGGUGUUUGCCAUGGGCUGGCGGUCAUUCACCAAUGUCAACUCCAGGAUGCUCUACUUUGCCCCUGACUUGGUUUUCAAUGAGUACCGCAUGCACAAGUCCCGGAUGUACAGCCAGUGUGUCCGAAUGAGGCACCUCUCUCAAGAAUUUGGAUGGCUCCAAAUCACCCCCCAGGAAUUCCUGUGCAUGAAGGCACUGCUGCUCUUCAGCAUUAUUCCAGUGGAUGGGCUGAAAAAUCAAAAAUUCUUUGAUGAACUUCGAAUGAACUACAUCAAGGAACUUGAUCGUAUCAUUGCAUGCAAGAGAAAAAAUCCCACAUCCUGCUCAAGGCGCUUCUACCAGCUCACCAAGCUCCUGGACUCUGUGCAGCCUAUUGCACGAGAGCUGCACCAGUUCACUUUUGACCUGCUAAUCAAGUCGCACAUGGUGAGCGUGGACUUUCCAGAAAUGAUGGCAGAGAUCAUCUCUGUGCAAGUGCCCAAGAUCCUUUCUGGAAAAGUCAAGCCCAUCUAUUUCCACACUCAAUGAAGCUUUGGAAGUCCUUAUUUCCUCACCCCACCACACUCUCCUUUUCAGAUAUCUUCUGCCUGUUAUAACUCUGCACUACUUCUCUGCCGUGCCUUGGGAAACUCCCUCUAUUGAUGUAUAGUCAUAAAUAUGUUCCUGAGUCCUAUAUGCUAGGCUUUUUUUUCUAUUUUCCUUCUUUCUUUCCCCCUCUCCCUAUCCAACCCUCCCAUGGCACUUUCAGACUCUGCUCCCUGACAUGACUUUUAUCUGUGUUUUGAGUGGUGUUGUAUUUCUUUAAAUCUGUGAUGAUCCUCA